CAAAAUAAAUUACAUUGAAGUGUCGAACGGGGUAUCGUAGUAAAUUUGAUAAAAGUACGUGAUCGAAAUAUACGAUCAGGAUGAGCCGCCUGGACUUGGUUCAAUUUCUUUUGAGUUUCCUUUCGUACUGGUUCGAUUUGAUAGUGGUGGUUGGUGGUACGAAAAUUCGAAGGGGAUUGAAGUUUUUUAACUUUCUGUAUAAAAAGCUUGGCAACCUGCAACAGGUACAUCAGUUAGUUUUUCGAUUUUUAUUUGAACAGUGUGAAAUACAAUCCUAUAAGCUCACAAUGAGUUUGCUUAAAGUUGCAGUUUUCGCCGCACUAGCCCUUUGUGCUAGCGCCGAGCCUAAACCAAACCCCGGAGUCCUAGCCGCCCCAGUCGCUCCAGUGGCAUACUCAGCACCCCUAGUUCAAGCUCCAGUUUUUGCUAGAACAUAUGCUGCUCCAUUUGCCUACAAUGCAGUUGCCGCCCCAGUUGUUGCCAAAACUUUUGCCGCUCCAGUUGCUGCUGCAUACACUGCUCCCGUUGCCGCCACGUACGCUCAGUUCCCGGCUGCAUACACCGCUCCUGUUGCCGCUGCGUAUUCUGCACCAAUUGUAGCUGCUCGUGCUGCGCCAAUAGUGGCUGCUCCUGCCCCAGUGGUUGCUGCUCGUGCUGCUCCGAUUGUUGCUGCCGCUGCUCCGGUUGUGGCUGCUCGUGCUGCUCCAGUAGUUGCCGCUCCAGUUCAAGCCGAGUUCACCGAUUCCUACCCACAGUACCAAUAUGCUUACAAUGUUCAAGAUACUCUGACCGGUGACUCGAAAACUCAGGAAGAGACCCGCGAUGGUGAUAUUGUUAAGGGAUCGUACUCCCUGAUCGAACCUGAUGGCAGCCGUCGUAUUGUCAACUACUACGCUGAUCCAAUCAACGGAUUCAAUGCAGUCGUGCAAAAGGAUGUUCCGGUUGCGUUUGCAGCCAAGACCGUCGUGGCCCCUGCAGUCGCUGCUAAGGCCGUCGUAGUCUAGAAACCAAUCAUCCACUUCCCGGCGAGAACUAGAAUCAGUCUGAAUAUGCUGUGUAUAUAGGACCAAUUCCCGAGUGUAAAUAGUCAAGAGGACUCCAGGGUCACCACCAAUGUGCAACUUUAAGCAAUCACUCAUCUGUACAUAAUUUCCACUGCUGAAAAUCAUUCUUGCUUGAAGUCACGCACUUUGUACAGCUUCGUUUUAGGUAAUAAUAAAACACGAAAUUGC
This is a messenger RNA of Topomyia yanbarensis, 1232 nucleotides long. RefSeq lists its product as uncharacterized. Lineage: Eukaryota; Metazoa; Arthropoda; Insecta; Diptera; Culicidae. Gene Ontology annotation, cellular component: extracellular matrix. The record is from RefSeq and is a predicted model, not a curated record. The transcript has 2 exons. Bases 81 to 1004 code for a protein of 307 amino acids.